CACCAUACGGUCUCCAUAUAUACACAUUCUUUCAUCUCUCACAAACAAAUAAGAACUUCUUUUAGUUAAGUUUCGUUUGUUUGUCAAAGGAAUCAUACCUCAUGGCUCACAAUAAGCUUCCUUUGGUUCUCUUCCUCUCCUCGCUCUUCAUCCAUGCAGCUCUAGGUACAUAAAUUCUAUUUCUGAAACAUGAUCAAGAGUACGGAAUAUGAUACGUUGAUCGGCCCGCAUUUCUUGUCCCUAAUCGAUCAUAGGUUAUGUGUUGUUUUAAUCCUUGUUAUGUUGGUUUCCUCCGGUGCUUUUGUGUGUGAGGAUCUCCCAAAUGAUGUUUGCGCGUUUUCGGUGUCGUCUGCCGGGAAAAGAUGUUUGAUAGAAACCAUGGCAAAGAACAACGAAGGCGUAGAGUACCAGUGCUGGACAUCAGAGGUUAUGGUUGAGGGUUUGGCAGAGUACAUGGAAACAGAUGAGUGUGUGAAUGCUUGUGGUGUUGAGAGAAAGUCCGUCGGAAUUUCCUCCGACGCCCUUCUUGAGCCUCAGUUCAUGGGCAAGCUUUGCUCACCCAACUGUUACCAGAAGUGCCCCAACAUUGUUGAACUUUACUUCAACUUAGCUGCCGGAGAGGGAGUGUUCUUGCCUGAUCUGUGUGAGAGACAACGAUCCAACCCUCACCGCGCCAUGAUUGAACUUAUGAGCUCCGGCGAUGCAGCCCCUGGUCCAGUUUCAUCAACAAACAUUCCUCCCACCCCAAGCCCCUUUCCAAACGACAAUGCUCCAGCCCCUGCUCCUUUCUAAGGAUGUUUAAUUAUAUGAAUUCUUAACAGCAUCGUUAAUUUCACGUUCAAUAUAUGCUAGUGCAAACUGAACGAGGAAUAAUGUUUAGCAAGUUCAUUUUCCUUUUUCGGGUGGAGAAUUAGUUCAAUGAAUUUACCGACAUUUGAUCGAAAAUUUAUUGUAAUACAUACUCAUUCAGCAUA
Argentina anserina (silverweed cinquefoil) is the source of this 974-nucleotide messenger RNA. RefSeq lists its product as uncharacterized. The transcript is spliced from 2 exons. Bases 190 to 792 code for a protein of 200 amino acids. The record is from RefSeq and is a predicted model, not a curated record. Lineage: Eukaryota; Viridiplantae; Streptophyta; Magnoliopsida; Rosales; Rosaceae.